Messenger RNA from Varroa destructor (honeybee mite), 5997 nucleotides. It is a transcript of the gene mib1, whose product is annotated as E3 ubiquitin-protein ligase mind bomb 1. Gene Ontology annotation, cellular component: cytoplasm. Gene Ontology annotation, molecular function: protein binding; ubiquitin-protein transferase activity; zinc ion binding. The record is from RefSeq and is a predicted model, not a curated record. NCBI's taxonomy places the organism in Eukaryota, Metazoa, Arthropoda, Arachnida, Mesostigmata, Varroidae. Gene Ontology annotation, biological process: protein ubiquitination; endocytosis; Notch signaling pathway.
CAGUGCAGAAAAGGUGCUCGGCCGCUGUUAUGUGGGGCUCAACUUAAAGGAGUGAUGCUGGCUAGGGUAAUUUUGUCGUAGCAGCCUUCGCUAAUUAUAAGCACGAACACAAGCUCCAGUGGCCGGACAGUGAACCAACAAAGCCCCAGUGAGGAGUGCUGCUCACAGUGCACUUAUAGGAACAGCCUUAGCUAGGUGGAGCGGGUACCCGUAGGUUUCCUGCAACAGCCGCAGUUGUCAGCUAAUGCCAACAAGUUACUUGAUCGGUUUGUUAAGCAGCGUACUUUCGUUCGGCCUCAUCAGUUCGGUAUGCUGUGUUUCAUUGGCGCAUUUGGGUAAUGGUGCCAUUGAUAGUGAAGUGCAUGUGGCGAUGUCGACACGUUGAGACUACAUAUAGUCCACAUGGAUUAGGUUGAAUGUGCGAGACAGAAGCUUCGUCGAAAAAUAAAACCUGUUGGCCUUCCGAGCGUGGCACAGACGCAGCCUCAGCCAAGAAGUUGCUUUUGGCAGCUAGGCUUUAUUUUUAAUAUUGGCCACAUGAGCCGCAGAAAGAACGAUCUGUUCAUCCCGGAAGACGGAGGCCCCGCCACUGUACUACUGAAUCGCUCCUAGCAGCUCGACCUGCCGGAUCGACACAGAUGUGCUUACACGGGGAAAUAUAGGGUACCCGCUCAGAUCCACAUGGUUAGAUGAACAGCCGAGUUCUAAGGAAGUACCGGGCGGUGAAAUGUCAUUAGUUAGGCCGGGUCAUGUGGAGACGCAGUAGAAAAAGGGAGCCGAUAUAAAAAAAAAAACUAAAAGAGAGAGAAAACGGUGGUAGCGCUUCAGGAUUCAGUAGAUUACGUAGCUUCUAUGGGACUCCGGACGCACAAAACAAUGUAGUGCGUUGCUUCAGUGAAAAGAUUCGCGCCUUACAGGGCAGAGUCAUGGCAUCUCUACCGUUUUUACACCCUUCAUUCAACAGCUAGGGGAUUAUCAAUAAAACUUCCAGGUAAUUAGGGGUGCUAAAGGUCACAAUUGGUCGCGCUGCCCUGAGCAGCGAUCCAGUGGGCAGCAGUGAGUGACUGAGUGUUUGCCGAGUCUACCGGGCCGGCGUCCUGGCUAGGCAAGACGCUGCUUGUGGGGCAUGUCGAUGGGGAUCACCGGCGCGCCGGGGCCUGUCAGCGGGCUGACGAACGAGCCUAUGCCCGGAGGUGGCGGCGGUGUGAACGGUGGCGGCUGUGGCGGAAAUUCACUCAGCGGAAUGGUCGGUGGUGUGGGCGCUAGGGUGAUGCGUGGACCUGGCUGGAAAUGGGAUAAACAAGAUGGCGGAGAGGGUCAUCUCGGUACAGUUAGACAGUUCGAUUCGCCUGAGGAAGUUGUCGUUGUGUGGGAUAAUGGAACAGCUGCUAACUAUAGAUGCUGCGGUACGUAUGACCUUCGCGUAGUGGACAGUGCGCCGACAGGGGUAAAACACGAUAAUACAGUGUGUUCCGGCUGUGGUCAAGGUCCAAUAUAUGGUAUACGGUGGUCGUGUGCAGAAUGUUCGUUGCUUGAUCUGUGCUCUGUAUGCUAUCACGGUAAUAAGCACCUGCUAGCGCACCGCUUCUAUCGGGUAGCUACCCCAUUCAGCGAUAGGGUACUCUGCGAGGCACGCAAAAGAUCCAAGAAAGUUUCACUAAGGGGCACCUUUCCCGGCGCUAGGGUCGUCCGUGGGGUCGACUGGCAAUGGGACAAUCAGGACGGGGCAAGAACAGGCAAAGUAAUUGAAAUUCAGGAUUGGAGCGUAACAACUCCGCGAAGUGCCGCGUCAGUUCAAUGGGAGGCUACAGGUACGCGAAACAUGUACCGCGUAGGAUUCGAAGGCAUGUCGGACCUGAAAGUCCUUACAGACGGCAAAGGAGGAAACGUCUACAGGGACCACCUGCCUGUCCUUGGCGAACAUGGAAGCAUGAUAUCUUCUACCGGUCAAUUGCAAUUGGGAGAUAUGGUGACAAUCGAGUUAGACGUGCACCUCGUAAAAAGUCUCCAAGUCAAUCACGGUGGCUGGGCUGACGGAAUGCACGAAGCUUUGGGCACCACAGGAACUGUGAUUGGUAUAGACGAAGAUAAUGACGUUGUGGUAACGUAUCCUUCUGGACGACGAUGGACGUUCAAUCCGUGCGUGUUGACCCGGCUAUUACCUAGCAACAGAGUGCAAACAGGCGGCGCAGCUACGACAUUUACAGUAAAUCUGCUCAGUGAUGGAAGCAUUCCUGUCGCUGGUGGGUCGACAGCUGCUGGCGGCGGGUCACCAGACGAACUUCAACCAGGUGACUUAGUCCAAAUCUGCGGUGAUAUUGAUCGCUUGAAGGUGUUACAGGAAAGGCACGGCGAGUGGGCGGACGGAAUGUUGCCCAGCGUUGGAAAAAUCGGCAGAGUUCGACAGGUUUACGAUGACGGCGAUGUGAAGGUUGAAGUACGCGGGGAAGAAUGGACUUUCAAUCCACUUGCACUUACUAAAAUUCGACCGGACUCGACAAAGGGUUCAGGUGAUCGGCUCAGUGCUCUUCUGAAAAAACUGUUUGAUAGCCACGCGUCAGGCGAUGUUAACGAGGAAUUGGUUCGAUCUGCAGCAUCGGGUGACGCCAACAAAGUUGAAGGCCUCCUUAAGCGGGAUGCCAGUGUUAACGGUGUCUACGUUACACAUACGGCCUUACAAGCGGCCUGCCAAAACGGACACCUCGAUGUACUUCGACUCCUCGUGCGCUACGGUGCUGAUGUUGAAAUUGAAGACAAGGACGGUGACCGGGCAAUACACCAUGCUGCUUUCGGUGAUGAACCCGAGGCAAUCCGGUUAUUGGCUCAAGCUGGCGCCGACCUAAACGCGCGGAAUGCUCGACGUCAAACUCCACUUCACAUUGCCGUCUACAAGGGUCACGUGAAUUCGGUGCAACGCUUAUUACAAUUAGGGUGUCAUCCGAGUCUACAGGACUGUGAAGGUGAUACCCCGCUGCAUGAUGCGAUCAGUAAACGACGUGAGGAUAUUAUGAAACUUCUAUUGCGCAGCGGCGCCGAUGUGACACUCGCUAACAACAACGGCUUCAAUGCCCUGCAUCACGGUGCUCUUAGGGGCAAUCCCCAGGCGGUUCGUGUGUUAUUGGAAAAUCUUCCCCACCGAUGGCGAGUAGAUGACCAGAAAGAUGAUGGCUAUACACCGUUGCAUUUAGCAGCACUUAACAAUCACCUACAAGUAGCUCAGCUUCUGAUCGAAUUAGGCGGAGCCCGGGUGGAUCUACAGAACAUCAACAUGCAAACACCUCUACACCUCGCAGUUGAAAGACAACAUCAUGAUAUAGUUCGGCUGCUUGUCAAUGCCGGUACUAAUCUAAAUUUGAUGGAUAAAGAUGGCGACACUGCGUUACACGAAGCUCUUAGGCACCACACGCUGUCGCAAUUGAAACAUCUUCAAGGCAGCUACUCCAUGGGAGGCGCAUCCACUAAUACAGUAAACUCCAAUAUGGCUUCUGUGAACAUGGCUAACAUGGCAGGUGGAACCAACCAGGCCAGUAUUGCAGACAAGCCAAAUCAAGCGGCUUCCCCAACUGGGACUCUUUUGGGAUCCCUUGAGAUAGGAGAUAUUAGUGCUCAGAUUGCCAAAUUCCUUGUCGCCAAUGGAGCAGACCUAACUAUUCGAAAUCAAAAACAGCAAACCCCAUUGGACCUUUGUCCGGAUCCAAAUAUGCGAAGCCUCCUCAUCAAGAGCCAGCAACAACAGCAACAGACACAAUUGCAACAGAAUUCAUUUGCGUCAGUGGGGUCUGUAUCAUCGUCGCAGGGUCCGAGCGAGGCACUGGCAUCCCUCAGCAUAGGAGCUCGCAAUCAACAACAGAUGUUAUUCAGCACUCAGCAAUCAUCUAUAAAUCAGCCCGGUCCGGGAGGCCAUCAGGCGCUCUUCUCGCACCCGCAGGCCAUUUCGCGGCAGAAACUAAAUUCAACAGCAAACUUUGGAGAAACCCGCACUUCCCUUGAAGACGAGUGCAUGGUGUGUUCAGAUCGUCCGUCGUGCAUUAUGUUCCUGCCGUGUGCGCAUGUGGUUUCAUGCGAGUCAUGCGCUUCGCGCGUUAAAAAAUGUCUCGAAUGCAAAGCGGCGGUCCAACAGAGGGUCAAAAUUGAUGAGUGCGCUGUGUGUGCGGACAAAUUGGCCGCUGUACAGUUCCACCCCUGUGGGCAUGUAUGCGCCUGUGAAGAUUGCGCCGCUUUAAUGAAAAAAUGUGCAGAAUGCCGACAGCAUAUUGAGCGAAAAACGGAGCUAAACCAGCCGCGUUCUCAUGAGAUGCCGGACGGUGCGCGAAACAAUAGUGCCCCGAUGCGACCAGCCACGAUUGAGUCGCUUGGCGUGAAAACGAAGGAAAACAAUAUCUCUUUUGGAACUUCUGUUAUCCAACAGGGACAGUUACCGCAGCAGCAACAACAGCAGCUGCAAAACGUAGGGAACCCUACGCCAUCGACUUCGCGAUGUACUGAAGAUGAAAAUGAUCGCUUGAAACAGCAGCUGAAUGACAUGCACGAGCGGUCGAUUUGCCCUGUAUGCCUUGAUCGCUACAAGAAUAUGAUCUUCCUUUGCGGCCAUGCCACUUGUCAAUAUUGUGGUGAUCGUCUUCUCGAAUGUCCUAUCUGUCGGAAGAAGGUCGAGCAACGAAUUCUUCAGUAUUUCUAAAUAAAUGACUCGGUUAGCAGUUGCCGACAACGAACAGGCAUAAUGGAAGAAAGACCUUAUUAUAAGCUAUAGGUCAAAGUUAUUUAGGUACUGGCAAAGGUCCGCUUUCCGUAGAGGCUGCUGAAUAUAAAACUAUUUGUUCAGAGAAUCAAAAGGGAAAGAGAUAUUGAUUUUGACAUUAUAGAACUGGAUCGCACAUGACAGAGGCCAAAUGUUUCGCCUUUUGUUAUUGUUGCACGGGCAAAUGAUAUAUAUAUAUAUAUAUAUAACGUGUAUGGAAAUUAACGAGUGCGCUGCCUGUAGGCUGCGAGGGGUAUUACUGUAGCAUUUAGGCAAAAAACGUGGUACCAAUUUUGAAAAAGGAACCAUCUGUGGUUCGAUAUCGUCAUGAAAAGCUUAUGUAAGAGGUGCGAAAAUGCUCUAAAACGAAUUUCCCUCACAAGCUUACUAACCGGUUGUGAUCACCUUCAGAUUUUUGAGAAACCUUAAGUUAGUAGGAUUGGCGAAUCGCACUAUACGUAUAGUCCCAACGCUUCUAAGAACCUAAUCCUAUUACCCAGCCCCAUUCCCCUUCCCCUCCCCCUCCCCGGGUUUCGUUUGAUAGUAGCAUAACAUCUACAUAUAACAUUAUAGACUGGGAUAUUACCAUUGAAUAUGCAGCCAUACCUUAUUAUUUCUAAACAGUAUUAGUAUCGAUAAUAUUGAAAAACUAUAAUGAAAUUUAGCUGGGAUGAAGUGCAUUGAUCGACUUUUAACGUCUGUCUGGACAAUCCGAUUGCUGCCUGAUUAGAGCACUUCAUUAGUAAGGAAGUUUCGUUUUCUAGGAAAACUUCGACAAGGAAAGGUAAUCCAAGAUUGAUUUAGAUAAUAAUGUGAGCAAUAUUCACAAAUAAAACCGAUAAUAAAUAGCUAGUGCAUAAACAAUUUCAAAUAAAACAAAACAUCGUUCGCUACUAAAAGAAAAAAACAAACUAAACAUAUUACUGUGUAUUCAAAAAAGGAACGGAUUUUGAAUCUAGCAGUGUGGUCCGAUUUGCUAAACCUGACGAAAGACUCAUAUAACAAGUUAGCUGAUAUCGUCCAAAAAUGCACGCACAGCUUUCCAUGUGUCUGGUUAACCCGAACUGGACUACAAUCUAUGUACGUGUUCCUUUUAUUAUAGACGCAGAAAUUAUGCGGGUCUUCGGAUACAUUUACCAUUUUGUUCCGCUACAUGAAACAGUCCCUGUAUAACUCUCUCUACGAAAAAAAGAAUGAAUUUGUUGCUAAAAUGUGUACAUGUAUAUAAAAAAAUAGCGAUAGAAUGUAGUAAAGUUGAA